Aethina tumida (small hive beetle) is the source of this 5423-nucleotide messenger RNA. It is a transcript of the gene shaker, whose product is annotated as potassium voltage-gated channel protein Shaker. Gene Ontology annotation, biological process: potassium ion transmembrane transport; protein homooligomerization. Bases 205 to 1854 code for a protein of 549 amino acids. Gene Ontology annotation, molecular function: delayed rectifier potassium channel activity; protein binding. Gene Ontology annotation, cellular component: membrane; voltage-gated potassium channel complex. The record is from RefSeq and is a predicted model, not a curated record. The transcript has 6 exons. Lineage: Eukaryota; Metazoa; Arthropoda; Insecta; Coleoptera; Nitidulidae.
UUACCCAAUUUACCAAGAGAGUAAAUUCAGCCAUAAUAUUAUCCAUUUAUUAUUAUAUUUCUUAAGUGCGGGGAGAUGUUGCCAGUGGAUGUUGUGACCGCAGUGACCGUGUGAUCAGUGGUUUGGAAAUUGACCGAGUUGGUGCAUAGCUGGGCACCAGUGCUUUCUUUCUAGCGGGAGGGUUGUCUGUGAUGAGCUGCAACCAUGACGAUGUGGCAGAGCGGGAUGGGGGGCCACGGGGGCAAGAACAACGCCUGGAUGAAGCUGAUGGGCAUCGUCCACAAGGAACGACGCCACCACGACUCAGGCCCCACGUCCACGGACAGGACACUUAGCCAGUCGCUGCCCAAGCUCAGCAGCCAGGAAGAGGACGGGCACACCCCCCACUCCCAGUUCACUGGUGUAGCCCACUUCGAGCCCAUCCCACACGACCACGAUUUUUGUGAAAGAGUCGUGAUAAACGUGAGCGGCCUUCGGUUCGAAACCCAGCUUCGGACGCUGAACCAGUUCCCGGACACGCUGCUGGGCGACCCGGCCCGGCGAAUACGCUACUUCGACCCGCUCCGCAAUGAGUACUUCUUCGACCGAAACCGGCCCUCGUUCGACGCCAUCCUCUAUUACUACCAGAGCGGUGGCCGGCUGCGCAGGCCGGUCAACGUGCCCCUCGACGUCUUCAGCGAAGAGAUCAAGUUCUACGAGCUGGGCGAACUGGCCAUCAAUAAGUUCAGGGAGGACGAGGGCUUCAUCAAGGAGGAGGAGAAACCGCUGCCCUCGCACGAGUUCCAGCGCAACGUGUGGCUCCUGUUCGAGUAUCCCGAGUCGUCGCAGGCGGCUCGGGUCGUCGCCAUUAUAUCGGUCUUCGUCAUUCUGCUCUCCAUCGUCAUCUUCUGCCUGGAAACGCUGCCCGAGUUCAAGCACUACAAGGUGUUCAACACAACCACCAACGGCACCAAGAUAGAGGAGGACGAGGUGCCCGACAUCACGGACCCCUUCUUCCUCAUAGAGACCAUCUGUAUCAUUUGGUUCACGUUCGAAUUGUCCGUGCGCUUCCUGGCGUGUCCCAAUAAGCUACACUUUUUCCGAGACGUCAUGAACUUUAUCGACAUCAUCGCCAUCAUUCCGUACUUUAUCACGUUGGCCACCGUAGUCGCCGAAGAGGAGGACACGCUCAACCUGCCUCGGGCGCCCGUCAGCCCUCAAGACAAGAGCACCAACCAGGCCAUGUCGUUGGCCAUUCUCCGUGUCAUUCGGCUUGUGCGAGUCUUCCGCAUCUUCAAACUUAGCCGGCACAGUAAAGGACUGCAAAUCCUCGGCCGCACGCUCAAGGCCAGCAUGCGAGAGUUGGGUUUGCUCAUCUUCUUCCUUUUUAUAGGUGUGGUGCUCUUCUCCAGCAUCGUGUACUUCGCCGAGGCCGGCACGGAGAAGUCCUUCUUCAAAUCCAUCCCGGAUGCCUUCUGGUGGGCGGUCGUGACCAUGACCACAGUGGGCUACGGCGAUAUGAGGCCGGUUGGUGUCUGGGGCAAGAUAGUUGGUUCGCUGUGUGCGAUCGCCGGUGUGCUGACCAUCGCGCUUCCGGUGCCCGUCAUAGUCUCCAACUUCAACUACUUCUACCACCGUGAAACGGACCAGGAGGAGAUGCAGUCGCAGAAUUUCAACCAUGUGACGAGCUGCCCGUACCUGCCCGGAACGCUGGGCCAGCACAUGAAAAAGAGCUCGCUGAGCGAGUCCAGCAGUGACCUGGUCGAGCUGGAGGAGGGCCUGCUGGUGACGCGCGACCAGCUCGUUCGGAAGCAGAACUGCAACCCGCGCCACAACAACAAUAUCAACGCCAUGAGCAUCGAGACUGACGUUUGACUACGAGUGACGGAUGCGCUGCACCUAAUACUGCUUGACGCAGAUUAUUGUUGUCUUCUCGAUGCGCCUUGCCUCACGAGAAACCCCGGCAGCCAAGCAAGAACCGAACAGAUGAAGUCACGGUCGCCCCAACUGAACGAGAAGAUACACCGGCAAGUGGAGACGGAGGCGUCGACACCACGACACCACCAACCCCCAACAAGGAACGACGAAGACAACAACAGUAGACGCGAGUGUCAAAGUGCAGUGCUCCGGACGCUAUCCGAACUGUUACAUCAAAUUCACAGGACUUUUUUCUCGGUACUUUUGUAUUACUAUAACGAUUGUUUUUGGGUGAGAUAUCCUGCCAAACAUAUAACAUAAUUAUUACAUAAUAAUGAUAGUGGCGCGGCACAGCCAAGCAGCCGGGCACUCUGUGAAGGAGGCGGAUGUUCGAAGGUUUUUCUUUUGAGGGUGUCUUUAAUAUCUAUUUGGAUCUAUUGUAUGUAAGUUCUGGCACAUAUUGGAUUAAUUAACCAGGAGGAGAGUGUUAACGAAAGGGUAACUGAUCUGUCCGUAUUUCUAAAUUUCUGUACCGUCUCUCUCCUUUUUCAUUCAAAAAAAAAAAAAACACACAGAACUGACGCAACAUAAAUCUCAAGGAAUAAACCUAAAUGUAAAAAAAUUAACUUGAACAAAUGAGUGAUGUACAUAUAUUUAUAAACAGGGUGUGCGCCUUCGCCACAGAGUGCAGGUUCGUGAUCCUCUGCCCCAUCACUAUGGGAAUAAAUACCUAUAAAUAAUAUGAAAGUAACUUAUAAUAAUGAUAAUGAUAACGUAAUAUUUAAUAAUGAGUAACCAAAGCAGUAACGCCAUCUCGAGGCGCAUCGGCUUGUGACGCCAUCUCUCGAACGCACAGAGGUAUAAAUAGAUAAAUCUAGCGGGGAAAAAAUGCCAAUUCGUUUCCUAAAAUAAAUUAAAUUAGAAUUCUUUAGUGGAUUUCUUCGUCGACGUUCUUAGAAAUGUACCGGACGAUUUGUUUGGGAAACACGAGUAUACGAGCCAUUGACACAAUGGGUUUUACCUCAUGGUGGACGUUGGAUUUUUCUGGACCAGCUUCAAAGAUUCCAAAGUCCACAACGAGGAGAUUUCAGUUUGGAGUUGUCAGAUUAUUAAAUUGCCAAAAAUUAAAAGUUGCCACGAUUCCGUUGAAUCACUCCGAGAUCAUGUUGAAGUUUUUAGAUGCUUUGCAAAGUCAAGCCAAAAAAUAUUAUUUUUUAUUGAGUUUGUAUAUAAGUUAGGUUUCUUUGUAAAUAUUGUUGUAUAUGUUAUUUAAACUUGUACAUAGCCCUUUGGGGUUAUAUACCUCAAUGAAAGCACCUUCGCUUUGGAAAAGCAUCUAAUUACCUCAAAUGUGUUUAAGUAUGAUCAUUAGAUAUCAUCGAAACGGUGCGAUAUUUGUUUUUCCCAACUUGUAAUGUUGUAAUACAACUUCUAAUUACCAAACAUAAGUAAAUGAGAAUGUAAUAUCUAGUCUUAGCUAAGAAUAGUGAUUUAUAGUUAAAAAUCAAGCAAUGAAUCUUAUAAACCUUUGCAUUUAUACCUCUAACCUAGAAUAGUUCUUAUUUUACGAUGUUCCUUGGUUUUCUUCCAUAUUAGGUCUCUGUUUAAGUCUGUUAACACAAAAAAGUGGCUUAAUAUGCAAGAGUUAUCCAAAAAUAGUCAUAACAUAAGAACGAACAUAUUUUGCGAUUAGUUCAAGCGAAAUAUGACAACGGCAGAGAAAAUUUUCAGCAUUAACUCUUACCGACCGUUUAAAGGUGUUACAGUGACAUUGUUACCAUAAAAUUGCAGUAUUCUGAGCUUUCUAUUCGUAUAUUAUACAAUGACUAUAGGCUUGCGAUUUUUUCAUUUACAAUGAAGCCCAUGAAGCUUGUAAUGAGAGCGUUUUUAAAUAAAGACUUGAAAUCUUGCGAGCAAAUUUUAGAAACUUAUGGCAGACAACGUUACUUAACAGAUUUAAGGUGCGCGAAUCAUUGUGCUGAGAAUUUUAUCACGCCUCAAGAUAGAAUCUUUUAAAUUUGACUGAACUGGUAUUUUACAAUAAUGACUGAGCAAUUCCAUGUUAUACUGCCUAAAAGAUGGAUUCCGACACUCCACAAGGUUCUAACACCACAAAUGUUAUUUUGUCGCUUAGUUUCGAAAUAAAAUGUUCAGUUAUAAUAUUAUGUACAUGAGAAAAUUAUACUUAAAAAUAUUAUUUUGAAGGAAAUAUUUACGGAGAGCAAUUAAAUAUUUUUUAAAUAAACUGUUUUAAAGAUUGAUUUAUAAUGAACAAAAUUCGUUAAGAGAAACAUUUUUGAUGAGUGAACUGGGUGGUGUGUCGGCGCGUUGCGUUUGGAAUUGCCCGACAUCCGGACACCAGAAACCAAGAGAGGAGAGAACCGGCUAAAUUUGCAAUUUAGGCCACUGUGAAAAGGCGUGUCGCGGCCCGAUGCGAGUAUGCUGUGUAGUGCUCACACGAACUCUUAUUAGUUCUUGGCACUGUUUUAAGUGCUUGUAUUUUUGGGCUGUGUGAAGCUUACCUAGGGUUGGAUUAGCUUUAGCCCUUGUUACAUAUCCACCCGCGUAGCCGGAACGGUGGGCACGGGUCCGGCCGCUGCGGCUCUUAAAACGGACGGCCCCCUCUGAACUAUUUCUCCCUACGCCACUUCCACCACGAACGAUUUGGAAUACCCCACCGUAUUAAAGCAUCUUUUAUGGCAUUUUUGCUUUGAAGUCUCCCCAUGAUCUACAUAUUGAAUUAAUGUUUUUAUAAAUUAUUUUCUCAUUAAAUAAAUUGUAUACUAUCGAAAUUCCAGUUGAAUUCAUGCCAAAAACUUACAUAACUUCUGGAAAAUUAGUGCCAUCCCUGUAAGAAACUUUAAUGUUAAUACAAGUCAAUACAAUUUGUCAAUUUUAACAGUGUAAAUAUGUUUUAGAAUUAUGAAUUAAUUUUAUUUUCAAUUUCUACAGGCAAGGCAUUUAAAAAUCGGCAUUUUAAUUAAAUAAGUUACGUAUUAUGAAUAUCAUCAAGUAUGAUUAUUUCUAAUUUGUGGAACGUUGAGAAGAUAUUGCGGAAGUGGGUGGGUGGAAUAGGUCGGGGGCAUCGCAUACGUCCGUAAGCCACGGAGCCGUGAUGUUUGUCGGCCGGCCCGCGACAUUGGAAGCAGGCCGGCCCGUCUCCACCCUCGCAAUAUAUCACUAUUUAAAUCGAAUUCGAAUGCUAAAUAAUCAUUACUGUGUAGAUAAUCAAUAAUCAAAACCGAACAUUGAUUUAUUUGUUUAUAUCAGGCGGAAUAAUUGUGUAUGUUAAUGUUAUUAUUGUUGUUUCGUUCGUUUGCGGUUGUGUGGGGGCGGUCAGAACCGGCAUCUGGCCGCACCCAGCCACCGCCACACACCAAAGCGCGUGUCCCCGUACCCCCAACCAAGAAGGGGGGGACGCCGCGAACCAUUGUCAUUUAUUUGUGAAUCAGUAUGAAUCUAGUCAUGUUUGUUACAAUUUAAAAUAUUUUAUAAAUGUUGAUUAAUAUACGACAUUCCUAUUUCAA